Molecule: messenger RNA, 2890 nt
Organism: Nothoprocta perdicaria
Lineage: Eukaryota; Metazoa; Chordata; Aves; Tinamiformes; Tinamidae
Gene: EXOC6
Product: exocyst complex component 6
Exons: 24
Coding region: 23-2500 (825 amino acids)
Biological process (GO): intracellular protein transport; exocytosis; Golgi to plasma membrane transport
Cellular component (GO): membrane; exocyst
Source: RefSeq, a predicted model, not a curated record
UAGAUCUGUUUUAUGCUAAUCUAUGGCAAGGAAAAGCAAGUCAAAUAUGUCAGAGUUGUAUUUAGAAGAAAAUAAGGAUCAGAUAUAUGAAAAUGCCCUUGCUGAGAUCCAGUCCUUCGAGCUGCCUCUUGGAACCACGCUAAGGUCUGUGUACGAUGACCAACCAAAUGCCCACCAGAAGUUUAUGGAAAAUCUAGAUGCCUGCAUACGUAACCAUGACAGGGAGAUAGAAAAGAUGUGCAAUUUUCACCAUCAGGGCUUUGUGGAUGCUAUUACAGAACUUCUUAAAGUUAGGGCUAAUGCAGAAAAACUAAAGGUCCAAGUUACUGAUACCAACCGAAGGUUUCAGGAUUCUGGAAAAGAGGUGAUAGCCCAAACAGAGGAGAUCAUCCGAUGCAGAGUUCAGCAGCGGAAUAUUACAACAGUCAUUGAAAAACUACAGCUCUGCCUUCCAGUGCUGGAAAUGUACAGCAAACUAAAAGAACAGAUGAAUGUAAAAAGAUACUAUUCUGCUUUAAAAACAAUGGAACAGCUAGAAAAUCUGUAUCUUCCUAGAGUUAGCCAGUACCGUUUUUGCCAAAUAAUGAUGGAAAAUCUUCCAAAACUGCGUGAAGAAAUAAAAGAAAUUUCCAUGUCAGAUCUCAAGGAUUUCUUAGAGAGCAUUCGAAAGCAUUCUGAUAAAAUUGGUGAAACUGCAAUGAAGCAGGCACAGCAGCAGAAAACCUUUAGUACGACUCUUCAGAAACAGAAUAACGUAAACUAUGGUCGGAAUAUGCAUUUAGGUAAAAACAGAAUUUGGGAGUCCAAGAAUGAAAUUACAUUGAAGAGAACGUUUGAGGAAGAAGAUGAGCAUGAGGAAGAGGUUUUAACUGUUCAAGAUCUUGUAGACUUUUCUCCAGUCUAUAGGUGUUUGCAUAUCUACUCAGUUUUGGGUGAUGGAGAAAUAUUUGAAAAUUACUACAGAAAGCAAAGAAGGAAACAAGCAAGAUUAGUUCUGCAGCCGCAGUCAAGCAUGCAUGAAACAGUAGAAGGCUAUAGAAGAUACUUCAGUCAAAUUGUAGGUUUCUUUGUAGUAGAAGACCACAUCUUACAUGUGACCCAAGGACUGGUGACCAAGACGUAUACUGAUGAACUCUGGAACAUGGCUCUUUCAAAGAUCAUUGCUGUCCUUAGAACCCAUUCAUCAUAUUGCAGUGAUCCUGACCUUGUUUUGGAACUGAAGAAUCUCAUUGUAGUGUUUGCUGAUACUUUGCAGGGUUAUGGUUUUCCUGUCAAUCGUUUAUUUGAUCUCUUAUUUGAGAUAAGAGACCAAUACAAUGAAACAUUACUUAAAAAGUGGUCUGGAUUGUUCAGGGAUAUUUUUGAAGCAGACAACUACAGCCCUAUUCCUGUAGCAAAUGAAGAGGAAUACAAAAUAGUUAUAAGCAAAUUUCCUUUUCAAGAUCCAGAACUUGAUAAGCAGUGCUUUCCAAAGAAGCUUCCAAUGUCUCAGUCAGUGCCUCAAAUUUAUAUCCAGGUUAAGGAAUUUAUUUAUGCAAGCCUUAAAUUUUCAGAGUCACUUCACCGAAGUUCAACAGAAAUAGAUGAUAUGCUCAGAAAAUCUACAAAUUUGCUGCUAACCAGAACUCUAAGUAGUUGCUUACAGAACCUAAUUAAAAAACCUCACAUAGGUUUAACAGAGCUUGUUCAAAUCAUCAUAAACACAACACACCUGGAACAAGCCUGUAAAUACCUUGAGGAUUUUAUAACUAACAUUACGAGUGUUUCCCAGGUGACUGUUCACACUGCAAGACUUUAUGGACUUUCUACAUUUAAGGAUGCAAGACAUGGUGCAGAAGGAGAGAUAUACACCAAACUUAACCAAAAAAUAGAUGAAUUUAUUCAGAUUGCUGAUUAUGAUUGGACAAUGUCUGAAUCGGAUGGAAGAGCCAGUGGAUACCUAAUGGACCUUAUUAACUUUUUAAGAAGCACAUUUCAAGUUUUUACUCAUUUGCCUAAUAACAACAAUGACCAUGCAGCUAUGUCGGGAAAGGUGGCCCAGACAGCUUGCAUGUCAGCCUGCCAGCAUCUCUCCACAUCCCUAAUGCAGAUGCUACUGGACAGUGAAUUAAAACAAAUAAGCAUGGGAGCAAUUCAGCAGUUUAAUUUAGAUGUGAUACAGUGUGAAUUGUUUGCUAGUUCUGAGCCUGUGCCGGGAUUCCAGGGAGACACCCUGCAGUUAGCUUUCAUCGACCUCAGACAACUCCUGGACCUCUUCAUGGUGUGGGACUGGUCGACCUACCUCGCUGAUUACGGGCAGCCCACGUCCAAGUACCUGCGCGUCAGCCCCAGCACGGCCCUCGCGCUCCUGGAGAAGGUGCACAGAGGAAUGAAAGACACUAGCAAAAAGAACAAUAUUUUUGCUCAGUUCAGGAAGAACGAUCGUGACAAGCAGAAGCUGAUAGAGACCGUAGUAAAGCAACUUAGGAGUUUAGUGAAUGGUAUGUCCCAACACACAUAGAUCUGUUAAAUCAGCUACACCUCAUCAUGCCAAGAGGUAUUUCUUAGCUGCUCUUUCUAGUGAGCAAACCGUGAUAUUGGUUAGGACGUUGGUUGCAAGCCAUUAAAGGCAAAAUGCAGUGGGUGACUUGUACACAGCGUCUUUGGUAAACAGUUCUUUGUAUGUAUUUUUAAUGGAUUGAAUGCUAUUUUAUAUAUUGUAAACAAAUGGUGAAAAAUGAGGUUGUACAAUAAAAAAGAUCAAUCAUUGUACAUGGAACAGCUGAACUGUAAAUAUUAUUUAAAUAGAGGUAGACUGGAUGUCCAAAAUCUUGCUCCGAGUAGGAAUUAUUUGCCAGAUGAUCCUUACUUACUGUUUUCUGGAUAAAUCCUUAUUUAUUGGGUUUUUUUU